AUGGCAGGAAGCGGGGCGGACGAGACCUUCCUGCAUGACAUCCAGUUCCUCAUCGCGAACGAUGCGCAGCUCACGCAGGAUCUCUCGCAGCUCUGCGCGAUCCUCGAAGGCUCGUCAAGCGACAGCGAACAGAGCGCCCCACCGAGUGCCAAGCGCAAGACGGCCCCUCCGAGCGACGACGAGCCGCCCGCGCGGAAGCCAAAGAACCGCUUCCAGCACAGGCAGCGGCAAGAGAUCCUCGCGCUGCGCGACCAGGUGCGGAUGUUGCAAACCGAGAUGUCAAAGACGCGCCGCGGCCGGCCCGCCCCGACGCCGUCGCGUUGGGAAGCAAUCGCGAAGGAAGAGCGCCAGGCCAAAGCCGCCGUGCUGCACGAGAACGAGCAGCUCAAGGCCGCA
This is a messenger RNA of Saprolegnia parasitica CBS 223.65, 396 nucleotides long. RefSeq lists its product as hypothetical. The transcript has a single exon. Lineage: Eukaryota; Oomycota; Saprolegniomycetes; Saprolegniales; Saprolegniaceae. The record is from RefSeq and is a predicted model, not a curated record. The annotation marks the transcript as partial.